This is a messenger RNA of Saccoglossus kowalevskii, 2719 nucleotides long. Its product is annotated as cAMP-dependent protein kinase catalytic subunit beta. Lineage: Eukaryota; Metazoa; Hemichordata; Enteropneusta; Harrimaniidae. Gene Ontology annotation, biological process: protein phosphorylation. Gene Ontology annotation, cellular component: cAMP-dependent protein kinase complex; nucleus; cytosol. The record is from RefSeq and is a predicted model, not a curated record. Gene Ontology annotation, molecular function: cAMP-dependent protein kinase activity; ATP binding.
GCCGACCGUAAACACAAUACGAGUUGUUUUUCACAACAUCGAGUUUAACUACCGUGACAUCAGAAAAAAAAAUAUACAUGGACAGCCGGCUAUCUGAUCGUCGUACAGCAAUUCUAUGUAAUCUCAGAGGGUACUGAAAGUGACAAGUUGGUAUAGUCUGUUAGACCGAAGAGCGGUUGUGUAGCGUACCGGCAGACACACAUCGGAUAUUGUUAGAUCUGCACAAGUUAUCAUGCCGAAAGAUAAAAUAGGGAAAGAUAAAGGGAAAUUGGCGACCCACUUUAAAGCUUUUCUUGAUAAAGCCAGAGAAGACUUCUUAAGAAAAUGGGAAAGUCCGUCACAUAAUACAGCCUGUCUGGAUGACUUUGACAGGAAAAAAACGCUAGGUACAGGUUCUUUUGGAAGGGUGAUGUUAGUCCAACAUAAAGCAACACAACAAUACUAUGCUAUGAAGAUUCUUGAUAAACAAAAGGUUGUCAAGUUAAAACAAGUUGAACACACAUUGAAUGAGAAGCGAAUUCUUCAGGCCAUAGAUUUCCCUUUUCUUGUCAAAUUAGAGUACCAUUUUAAGGAUAACUCCAACCUUUAUAUGGUGCUAGAGUUUAUAACAGGAGGUGAAAUGUUUUCCCAUCUAAGGAGAAUUGGUCGAUUUAGUGAGCCUCAUGCUCGAUUCUACGCUGCCCAGAUAGUAUUGGCCUUUGAGUACCUUCAUGCGUUGGAUGUAAUAUAUCGCGACUUAAAGCCAGAGAACUUACUGAUUGACACUCAGGGUUAUAUUUCUGUGACAGAUUUUGGUUUUGCAAAACGUGUUAAAGGCAGGACAUGGACGUUGUGUGGUACUCCAGAAUAUCUAGCACCAGAAAUCAUUCUUAGUAAGGGUUAUAAUAAAGCUGUAGACUGGUGGGCGCUAGGUGUUCUAGUUUAUGAAAUGGCAGCUGGUUAUCCACCUUUUUUUGCAGACCAACCUAUACAAAUCUAUGAAAAGAUUGUUUCAGGCAAGGUUCGCUUCCCCUCUCACUUCAGCUCAGAUUUGAAAGACCUACUUCGAAAUCUUCUACAAGUUGACCUGACGAAACGGUAUGGUAAUUUGAAGAAUGGUGUCAAUGACAUUAAAAAUCACAAAUGGUUUGCCACAACAGAUUGGAUUGCCAUUUAUGAAAAGAAGGUGGAGGCACCAUUCAUACCCAAGUGCAAAGGACCCGGUGACACUAGUAACUUUGAUGACUAUGAAGAAGAAGCAUUUAGGAUUUCAAGCACAGAAAAAUGUGCAAAAGAAUUUGCAGAUUUUUAAGAAAAGCCGCCACAAUUGAGCGGGUUUAAAAAGUGUAAUACUAUUAACUGAUGUUAUAUGCAUUGCAUCUGUCAGAGUUACAGGAAUGAUUAAGGCGCUAUGUGUCAUUGUUAUACAUUGUAAUAAUAAAAACAGUUUAACAAAUAUGAUCCAAUUCAAGUGAUCUGUUUCUGAUCUGAUUCAACUCUGCCACACAUUGAUCUCUAAUUGACACAGUACAUGUGUAAUAUGUGCAAUACUGUAAUUGCCAUUAUCUUAAUAAUAUUUUUUUUGCCUUUGGGGAAAGGCUUUGUUAAUUACUUUGUACAAAAAUAAUCAUUUUAAAGGUUCUUAACAUUGACACAUAGUACUGUGUGCCAGGAAGGAAUUUUUACUUAAAACGUAUAAAAAGAACUGUCAGGUUCGUCUUGUUAGGAGCUCGCGAUGGUUUUGGAAAUUAGAUGAGUUUUAUCUCGUCUCUGUGUUGACAUCUGUUCUUCCAUAUAUCCAUCCCUUAGGCAUAGAGUCAUCGGAUGCAUCAACAACAGUGUAUCUAGUGUCAACUUAUAUUCUCUCUCUCUAUCCAUUGUUUAGUGUUGUAGUUAAUAUAUUGUGAAUAUUUCACCCACCAUUUUUCAUUCCAGUCUGUAUAUAACACUGCUGUCAAAACAAUUGUUCAUUGCCAAUUUAGAUAACACAUUGAACUAGUUUAAUUAAUGUUAAUAGACUUAAAAGUGACAAGUUGUGCUGUUUUUGAAGGUUAAUAUUUAUUAGCUAAACGUAUUCUUGAGAAGCUUGGUCCUUGGCGGGGUUCUCUGCUGAUUUCACCUUGUUGCAUAUUACUGCCGGUGGUAAUAUUUAGAUUUAGAUGUUGGCUAAAACCAUAUGGCACAAUUCUCACUGUCAAUAAAAAGAAGCAAUGUAUCAGUAUACCCCUUAGCUUACCGUACCAUAUACAUAUGGUAUUUAUCUUCUGUCCGUAUCAUUGAAUAUUAUAGAUCCACCAUUUGAAGUUGAACUCGUCCGCAGCUUAUUGCUGGACAAUCAAAAUGUUUCUGAGUUCAGUAUAUGACUGUGAUUGAACCAUUGUACUUGCCAUUUUUGCAGUCUGGGUACAGUCUGACACCGCCCACUGUUACGUAGUAAAAGAGAUCAAGUAGUAAUAAUUUUCUAUUACAAUCUCGGUUGAGUUUCUUGUUUGUUUUCUUAACGGUAGAUGGUUCUACUCGAUACUACCCCCUACACUAUGGGGUUUUAUUCUAAGUGUUCUGUGUGUAUAAUUUUGAAAUUUGCAGGCAUUUUGCUCUGCUCUUUCUUCGUUCUACUCAUGAUCGUCUUUGGUGUUUCUCACCAUGUUAGUGUCAGUCCGUCAUUGUAUCCCAAUUUUUAAUUCAGCACGUCUUACAGACAUAAUUUGUAAGAGAUUAUAAAAAUAAAAACAUCUUAUGU